Molecule: messenger RNA, 15087 nt
Organism: Tinamus guttatus (white-throated tinamou)
Lineage: Eukaryota; Metazoa; Chordata; Aves; Tinamiformes; Tinamidae
Source: RefSeq, a predicted model, not a curated record
AUGGCCACCAGCAACCUCCAUCCGUCUGUGGCGUCCUCCAAGAUGCCCCCUGGAUUCCAGAGCAAAGUGGUGGCCCCUCGUAACCCCAAGUUGGUCAAAGAGGCAGAGACACCUGUAACUCUCACGCCCUCUGCCUUCCUGAAGGAGAUGUCCCUGAGCACGGAGCAGCGGCUGGCCGCCACGCGCGACAUGCGGCGGCCCCGCAUCAUCCAGCUGCUGGACAUGAGCGAGACGUCGCAUCAGAAGUUCUCAGCACUGGACCUCGAGCAGAGCUUGUUCCAGCCUUUCCCCUCGGAGGUGGUGUUCCAGAACUACGUCCCCUGCGAGGUCUACGAGGUGCCGCUGAUCCUGCGGAACAACGACAAGAUUCCUCGGCUGGUGAAGGUCGUCUUGGAGAGUUCUCCGUAUUUCAAGUUGAUCAGCCCCCAUGAUGUGUGUCAUAAGGUAGCACCUGGCAUGCCCUCAACUUUCCGCAUACUUUUCACCCCCGAGGAGAACAAGGAUUACUUCCACCAGGUCACCUGCAUCACGGAAAGGGAGAAGUUUCUUGUGCCCAUCCGAGCUAUCGGGGCCCGAGCCAUCCUGGACUUCCCCGACCAGCUCAACUUCUCGGUCUGCCCAGUGAAGUUCCUCACCCAGAAGACUCUGCUGGUUCGCAACGUCGGCAACAGAGAGGCUCGCUACCGCGUCAGCACGCAGAGCCCUUUCUCUGUCAAUCCCUCCAUCGGGACGCUUGGGAUCGGUGACACCAUGCAAGUAACGGUGGAGUUUCACCCUCUGGAGACUGGAGAUCAUUCCAGAGCCCUCAUAGUCCACUAUGACACAGGUGAAGAUAUCCAUACAAGCCUUUACGGAGCAGCCGUGGAUGUCAACAUCAGUCUGGACAAGAACUCCCUGCACCUUGAGAAAACCUACCUCACGCUGGCAAGCCACAGAGCUGUGCUCAUUCACAACCGGAGCGAAAUCAUCGCCCACUUCCAGUGGAAGGCUUUCGCUACGCGGGAAGAGGAGCAGCAGCAGAAAAUGAGGCUGUGUCACAGACUGCAGAGCCAGGAGGAGGGCCAGGCGGAUCGCUUCCUUGAGGAAUGCAGCGUGGACCCCACUCUCCGGGAGCGCCUCUCCCUUCUCUCCCGCACCUUCCAGAACCACCGGGCGAAGGUGAAGGGAGAUGCCAUGCUCUUCUCCGAUGACAUCUUCAGCAUUGAGCCCGUGGAGGGAGAUGUCUGGCCAAACUCUACAGCUGAAAUUAAUGUGAUCUUUCAACCCCGGGAAGCCAGACUCUAUCAGCAAACUGUCUACUGCGACAUCUCAGGCCGUGCGACCAGGCUCCCGCUGCGCGUUCGAGGGGAGGGCGUCGGGCCCCGGCUCCGCUUCGGCUUCGACCAGCUCGACAUCGGGAAGGUUUUCGUGAGCUCCACACACAGCUACGAGGCAGUCCUGUUCAACAAAGGAGCCAUCGAUGCCCUCUUCUGUGUGGACCCUCCGACUACGGCUCUGGGCUCCUGCUUUGCUUUCCACCCCCGUGAGGGCAUCAUUUUGCCCGAGGAGCUCCAGGUCAUCCGGAUCUCCUUCAGGUCCACCAUCCUGGGGGAGUUCACAGAAGAAUUCAGGUUCAGUGUUAACGGAUCCCCCCAUCCUGUGACCUUGACUAUCAGGGGCUGCGUCAUCGGGCCAACUUUCCACUUCAACGUGCCUGCCCUCCAUUUCGGGGAUGUCUCUUUUGGCUUUCCGUGCACCUUGUCCUGCUGCCUCAAUAACACAUCCUUGGUGCCCAUGUCUUUCACCCUUCGCAUCCCCGGAGAUGGCCCUGGAGAGCCCAGCAUUACCAGUUGUGUUCAGAUCUUGGAUGACACCAGGCCAUCCUGGAGAAGGGGAGUUCGAGGUCACGCCAAGCCAACAGAAUUUACCAUCACACCUUGCACAGGAACCAUCCGCUCCCAGGGCCUCGUGGACAUCCAGGUCUCCCUGUGCUCCAACACGGUGAAGAAAUACGAGCUGGCCCUGGUGGUGGAUGUGGACGGUGUCGGCCAGGAGGUGUUGGCGCUGCUCCUCACAGCGAGAUGUGUAGUUCCUCCACUGCAGGCGCUCAACCCUGUUCUGAGCUUCGGACGGUGCUUCCUGAAAUUUCCUUAUCAGCAAACGCUGACGCUCGUGAACGACAGCGACCUGCCCGGCUGCUACGGGGCCCUGCCGCAGGAGCACAAGGAUGCUGCUGCUGUGUGGUACUUCAGCCCCCAGCCUUGUGGGAUUAUUGCACCUCGCAGCUCUGUGGAGAUCCCAUUUACACUGGAAGCCCAAGUGAUGGGAGAGCAAGACACAAUUGUGCACGUCGCGGUGUUCGGGAGUGAAGGGUCCCCUUUGAAGAUCCAUUUAGUGAGCACUGGAGAAGGGCCGGUCAUCUACGUGCAUCCAAAUAAGCUUGAUUUUGGCAAUAUCCAAGUUCUACGAGAUGUCUCCCGCACGCUGCAGCUCUCCAAUCAGAGCGUCAUCCCUGCGUCAUUCUGGGCACAGAUGGCUGACAAAUGCUCACGCUGGAGGAUUGAACCCAGGGAGGGGGUGGUCCCACCCAGGACCGAGGUGUCCCUGAGCCUCAUCGCCAACCUGGACGAUACCGAGAAGUUCAAGGACACAGUGAACGUGGUCAUAGAGAACAACAGAACCUACGAGAUCCCAGUCCAGGCUGUCGGCACUGGAACCACGAUCGUCACUGACAAACCCUUUGCUCCAGAGCUUGAUCUGGGCCCUCACUUCAGUCAGGAGCCCUGCUAUUACCGCUUCAGGAUAGCGAACCGGGGCCGGCGCACCCACCAGCUCUACUGGACCACAGAAGGUUUCGCCCCGUUCCGCCAGCGGGAUCGUCUCCCCACUCUCCCCCAGGCCAAAGGCAGGAAUCCACCGCAGAGCCUCCGCCCCGCGUCGCCCGUCUUCAAGCUCCGGCCGCUCAGGAUGGAGCUGGCCCCGGGCAAGACGAUGGACAUGAUGCUGGAAGGCUCCUCCAGGACUCCCAAGGUGGUGAAGGAGCGGCUGCUGUGCCACGCCGUCAUCGGCAGCAAGGCGGGCAAGAAGCGGAUCAUGCAGGUGGACGUCACGUGCGAGUUCAUCGCCCCCGUCCUGCACAUCUCCUCCAGGGACAUCACCUUCCGGGUGGAGAAGGAAGCCAGUGAUGUCCUAACUCCUCAGUACGAGCCUCUUGAUUUAAAGAACAUCUCUUCCUUGCCGGUCAGCAUUAUCCUGUCCUUGGAACAGCCCUUUUCCUUGUGCGAUGAGCACCAGCAACCCAUCGGGGUGGAUGGUCGGGCCAUAAAGCUUGAAAUAGGGGAGGAACUUCAUCUUUCCGUUGGUUUUAACCCCGCUUUUCAUGUGGGCUUGGAUAGCUGGGUAGCAAACGCAGCCCUCAUAAUACGGUUCAUUGAGCACUUCCACGAGGAGCGCAUUGCCCUUCGAGGAGAGGUGUUCUUCCCAAACCUCCAUUUCCCAACCACGGCCGUGGACUUCGGCUGCCUCCUAAACGACACUGAAGAUGUCCGUUACAUCGAGAUGACCAACUGCAGCCCGCUCCUUGUCCGCUACAGCUGGUCCUUCCUCAUGGCCGGCCGUGCAAGCCAAGUGAGGUUUAGCCCUCCCAAACCUAAAUUUCUCGGGGAGCACCAACCACUGAAGGAGGAGGAAGCCUGGCCGAAGGACCUGGCUGCUGUGGAGAGUGACUGUGCUGUGAGACCGCCCGGGGAUGCACACGUCGAGGCACAAGCUGAGGGCACGGGGACAGCAGAGCAUCCUGUCCAAGAGCCCACGGGCACAAGGGACUCUCCGGACGUGAAGCUGCUCGAGUCCGACGCUAAGAGUGCCGUGAAGACGGGGAGCCUGGGGGAGACCAAGGACUUGCUACCAGCCAAGGAGAGCGAGCUGUCCUCCUUGGGAAUAGAGGAGGUGUUCGACGUGCUGCCGCUGUACGGCGCGCUGCAGCCCGGGGAGAGCCAGCGGGUGGCCGUCACCUUCUACGGCCACGCGGACAUCGUGGCCCACGUCACGGCGCGCUGCAAGGUGGAGGGCGGCCCCACGUACGAGAUCGCGCUGAGCGGGGAGGCCUCGCUCAUCCGCUACCUGUUUGACACACAGGAGAUCGACUUCGGGCUGAAGCUCUUCAACGAGGUCUCCAAAGCGACGCUCGUCCUGCGCAACCCCGGGAAGGUGGGAUUCAAGUACGUGGUGCUAAACCCCAGCGUGGCCCCUGCAGCCAGCCCCAUGCCCGGCGUGCCCCUCGUCGUGCCCAGCACGGGUUACGUUGGUUCUGGCAAGGAAGAGCUGCUGACUGUCUCCUACCUGCCUGGAGUACCUGGAGACUUCUACAGGACUUUCCAGAUCCAAGUGGGUCACCUUGAGCCAGAAAACAUCUCCCUGAAAGGAGAGGGGAGCUUUCCCAGGAUCUACAUGGACCUGCCCAGAAACAUCCAAGGAAAUGUAAAAUAUGAGAGGCUGCUCAAGGAGGCAACAGAAGCAUUGCAAGAAGGCCAUCGGAGAGAGGAAGCAGUCAUUCUGCAGGAGGCCACAUCCGAGAAGAAGGACUUGGGCUCCACGUAUGACACGUGGCUGCUGAUGGAAGUGGAGCGGCUGCUCAUAGAGGAACAUGCCCUGAAGCAUCAGGAAGCUCUUGUUUCCUGUCCCCCGGAGGACCCUGCUGUUGGCCAGCACGCUCGCCAGCGGCUUGUCAAAGCUCAGCUGCCCGAUUACAUCCUGGACUUGGGCUACGUCAUUUUUGGUAGUGUCCACACACAUUCCGUGAGGAUCACCAACACCGGCCACUUCCCUGUGUCCUUCCAUGCGGAUGGACGGGCCCUGCGUGACACAGGUUUCAGCACCGAGCUGCACCGCGUGAGCAGCCUGCCGUUCUGCGAGAGCGAGAGGUUCCUCGUGCGCUUCGACCCGCAGAGCGCCAGCUUGCCCCUGGGGCGGGUGGAAGCCCUGCUGCCCAUCAAGGUAACGGGAGGACCCACGUUUCACAUACACCUUCACGCCAUCGUGACCGUGCCAGCCCUCUGCCUCUCCCGGGACAGACUGGAGUUCUCCCCUGUCCAGUGUGGGCAGUGCCAGGAAGAAACCAUCCAGCUCCACAAUCAGCGCCAGAUCCCCUGUAAAUGGGUCAUCGAUGUGAUCGAGCAUGUUAAGAAGGUGGACAAACAUUUGCCAGCAAAUCUGCGUCGGAAGCUGCAGGAGGAGUUAAAGGCCAAGUCCUGUGUCUUUGAAGUGCUGCCCUUGUGUGGAAACCUCUCUCCGGGACAGCGGUGCAACCUGCGCGUGAGGUUUACACCCACCGAAGAGAGGACCUACAGCACCCAUGUGAGGGUUAACAUUUGCAAGAGCAACGAGCACCCUGAGCUGCAGCUCGCAGGCCGUGGGCUGGAGCCGCGGUUGGAGUUCGACCCACCCGUGCUCGCGCUGGGCCCGCUGCUGCCCUACAGCAGUGGGGUGCAGGGCAGCGUGGUGGUGAGGAACCCGUGCGACUUCCCCGUCGAGUUCUACUCACUGGACUUUGACCAACAGUACCUUGCUGAGGAGGAGAUCCUGCGGACGCUGAAGGACUAUGAUUCCAACAACACCUUACUGCUGCCGCCCCGCUCCCCGGGCGAGAAGCUGCCCCCGGAGGUACUGGAGUACUAUGAGGACCAGAAGAGGCUGCAGGAUGAGCAGGCCAAGUCCCAGCCGGCGGAACCAGCCGGUCAUGAGAACGGUGAGGACAUCCGUCCUCCCUCAGAUCAAGGAGGAAAGUGUUCUGCUGGGGUAGCUCAAACUGUCUCAUCUCACGCCUCCAUCAUUCCCUCCAACUUUUUUGAUGAAAACAAGUUCAACAAGGUGGAUUUCAAAGUGGAACGUGAAGAAGAGGAGGAGGAGGAUGCUGAAAAAAGACAAAAGCCAGAGCAGCAGCAGGAAAAACACGAUGGCAGCAGCGAGGCUGUGGGAGAACUGGACGACAGCCCCGUCACGAGGGCCAUCGCACGCUACCUCGGCAUCGAUAUCUCUCCAGAAGGCCGUGCAGCCCAAAACCGCAGGGGCAUCGUCGUCAUCAUCCACGGGGCGCCCACCACAGGAAAGACGUCGGCAGCGCUUGCCGUGUCCAAGUACUAUGGUGCUGCCUGCUUGUCCAUUGACUCGGUGGUGACAGAAGCCACCAGUGAGAAGGCCACCGCGGCAGGGCAGCAGGCCUGGGAGCUGUAUGUCAGUGCUGCUGCAGACCAGGCCAACAAGGAGGCAGAGGAUGCUGGUAAGCAAAGCCCAGGCCUUUCCAGGGCCCGCCAGGCCCGUGUCCUUGGCGGGUCCGAGGGCCAGGCCUCCCUGCAGCUCUGCCUGGGCAGCCCGGCAGGGGCAAGGACCAAGGCGGAGGGCCCCCCGCCGCAGCCCCCGAAACAGCCCCCGGCGGAUCAGGCCUCAGCCAGCCCCGUGCCCUGCCUCCCUCUGCAGCAAUGUGUGACCAUCGAUGCCACCAAAGCGGGAGACACACCUGCCAGGGCCUGUGUGCUUCCUGAGGAGCUGCUGGUGACCAUCCUUGCGGAAAGGAUGCAGCUGAGUGACUGCUACCAAGGAGUGGUGUUCGAUGGCCUGGAGACCCCCUUUGCCCGCAACAUGACUUCUGCUCUGCUCUGCCUGCUCAGGGCUGUCCAAAAUCGACCUCACAUCUAUUUUGUGAACCUGUUCCAGGAUUAUGCUACUAUGAAAGCUAGGGAGAAGGAACAAAAAGAACAGGAAGAACGGGAGCAGAAGGAAGCUGCCAUGAGGGAGAAGGCCCGUCUCCAGGAGCUGGAUGAGGAAGGAUAUGAUGGCCUCACUGAGGAGCAGAAAAAUCAGUUUGAUAAUGAGCUGCGACAAGUCCUACGCGAGAGGAAACAGAGGGAGAGGGAGAGGCUGGCUCGAGAACUGGAGGAAAAGAAGCUCCAGCAGGAGCUAGAACGCCUCAAGGAGGAAGAAGAGCUGAAGAAGAAGGGAAAGCGCGGGAAGAAAGACCUUGGCAAAGAAAAAGACUCAGGGAAGAAAAGCCAGUUUGGAACCAAGCAGGCUGUGCAUGUUUCCAGCAGUCACUCAGAUAACAAGCUGAACGAAGGGGAUGACAGGAGGGGGUCUACAAAGGAGCACCCAGACUCAGUUUCAAGUGACAAGGAAGAGAAGAAGAAGAGGAACAAGACUGGCCAGGCAGAUGCCCGCCCAGUGGUGGUUAUGUCACCUGCAGAGGCAGAACAGGACAAAACCGAGAAGGAGGCACUGAGUGAUGCUGAGAAGAGCUUGGCCCGGAGGUUCAAGCUCUAUGAGGCCUCACAGAAGGGCAUCACUCAUAUUUUGUCAUUCUGGGACCGAGUUCAGGGUGUCCUGCUUUCCCCUUUGGACCUAGAAGAUGUCCAGCCUGAGGCAGAAGAGCAGCGGCAGCCUUCAUCCAGCCGCAAGAGCCGGAAGGACAGGGAGAGGGAGCGCCUGGAGAGGGAACGCCUGGAGAAGGAGCGCCUGGAAAGGGAACGCUUGGAGAAGGAGCGCCUGGAAAAACUGAAGGCCCUUGAGGACUCCAAGCCUCCUGGGCAGGAAAAGGAAGGUGCGGAAGAGUCGGGCAAAGAACAGGAUACCAGAGUGCCCUGCUUGGAAAUCCAGGUGCUGAGCUCCGAAGAUGCCAGUGGGAAGAGGAUCUUGGAGAGCGGCAAGCUGCCCGAUGUAGACCAGAUCCUGGAUAGCCUGGGACUGGGUCCCUCGGGACCUCCCAUUCCUCCUCCUGCUUUUUACUCUGUGAUCCGCUACCCAGAGAAGCGGUCACCCCCUGCAGCGGGCGAAGACCUUGAGCACUUCAUCUUUGUUGCACCAGAAGGUGCAACUGCUGAAGAAGAAAAGAAGGAUACGGAGAGUCUCAUGGAUGUCGCUGUCACGCCGGUGCCGAAGGAGGAUCAGGUCACCCCCACCCGCGGCAGGACGAGGAAGGAGAAAGCGGAGGGCAGCCGGGAGUCUUCGAGGGACAAGCGCGGCACGGGCCGGGGCAAGAAGGGCCCACAGGCCCCGGCGGCGGGAGCGCCGCCUCGCCAGGCCGAUGCGGACCAAGGCAGCGCCAGCCGGGACUCGUCCGCGGGGAAGGUCGCCCGGCUGACCAACUUCCGCUGGAUUGUGCCAGCCCACGGGGAGGUUGUCCUGAAGAUCCAUUUCAGCUCCGUCGUGCCGGGCCAGUUUGAUCAGACGUACAGCUUUGAGAUCCUGGGGACGCGCCGCCUGUACCAGCUGUUCUGCAGGGGCACCUGCGUGUAUCCCACCAUCUGCCGGGACCCCCGGGUGGUGUUUCCUCACCGGAGGAAAAGCAAGGGGCGAGAUGACAUCGUCUUCAAGCAGUACAUCAUGGACACGGGCGUAUUCCACUUUGGGCCGCUGCUCUGCGGGAAGUCCCGGCAGUGGUACAAGGCGCACCGCUACCCCAGUAACUGUGAGAAGAUAACGAUCCUCAACGUGACCCCCUUGGAAGCAGAGGUGCAUUUCUUCCUGGAGCACGAUGCCAGCGCGGACACGUUCCUCUUCGAGCCUCCCCACCUGACCUUGAAGGCGAAUGAGAAGCAGGAGCUGACCCUUUGGGCCUACCCCACCUCCUCGGGCAUGGUGGAGGACAACCUUGUCUGCUGCAUCAAGGACAACCCUGAGCCCGUGGUUUUCCGCCUCUGCUGCCAAGGAGUGAAGCUGGAGCUGGGAGUCAGCUGCAAACUGCUGCAUUUUGACAAGCUGCUUCUACACAGGAAGGACAGCAAGACACUGGUCCUGCAAAACAGCACCCCGCUGCCUGCGGUCUGGAAGCUCAGCGGGGUGGAGAGCCUCGGCGAGGAUUUCUCCGUGUCCCAAGAGCACGGCAUCAUUGGCCCCUAUACGAAGUUUAGGCUGCAGAUACGUUUCAAGGCCUCGAAGGCUGUCAGUGUGAAGAAGACCAUCCGAUUGGAGGUUUCAGAUACAGAAAACAUCCUGGGGAUUGUUCAGGUAGAAAACAUCCAAAUCGUGGCGGAGGCCUACGACGUUGCUCUGAACAUCACCUUUCCCAAAGUUGUAGAUAGUAACCUGGAUUUUGGGAUCAUUAAAGUUAUGGAUGAAGCAAAGACAACGCUGAAUCUAAAAAACAAGGGGAAGUAUGAGAUUGCAUACAACUUCAUACUGGAUGCUGUGGGCACCAACAUCCCCGACUUGGCCUCACACUUCACGCUGCAGCCGCAGAAGGGUGUGCUGGCCGCCUCCGAGCGCCCUGUGCAGGUCCAGAUGCUCUUCCACCCCAAGAGGGAGAUGAAAAUUGAGGACAAGCCCAUCCUGAAAUGCCAGGUGAUUGAGCCCAGCCUCAGCGAGGGAGAGAUCAUUGCCAUCAUCCCAGUGAGGGUGUCGGCCAAGGCUCUCUACAGCAAGUACAACAUUUCCCCGGCCUCGUUCAUCAACUUUGGCCCCAUGAUGAGCGGCACCAAGAAAAGCUGCACCUUCCUGCUGGAGAACAUUGGCAACCUCGAUUUUAAGUUUCUCAUCUCCAAAACGAGCCGGGAUGUGCCUGUCUUGCCACGGAAAGGCAUAUCGGCAGUGAAGCACACCCACUCCCACGAAAGUGAAAGCUUCAACAAAAACCUCUCUGUGAGGCAAAGCAAGCAAAUCGAGGCUCUGCAGAAGGACGGGAACCCCCUUUCGCAGGCUCGCCUCUCUUCGGGCACGUUCACGGUGUACCCUGGCUUUGGGUCCAUUGCUCCUGGGGGCCAUCAGGUGAUCACGGUGGAUUGCUACACAGAUGCACUGGGGAUAUGUGAAGAGUAUCUGUCCAUCGAUAUCAGCGACAGAGAUCCCAAGGACAAUCCUGCUGGGAUCUCCUAUACCCUGAUUGCUGAAUCCUGCUUCCCAGCGUUCGUGGUUGAUGACAUAGCAUCCAUCUUUGAGGAGCAUCGUAUCUGCAGCAACACCAACCUCUGCCACAUCCUGCAGACGGUGCAAGACAAGGGUGUGUUUGUCACAGAUGAGAACACGUUCAUCUUCACCAACGUUCUGGUUGGGCACCAAGCCACAGCUCGCUUCAAGAUCUGUAACGUGGAUAAAAUCUCUUGCGAAGUGGUUCUUUCCAUCAAACCCAUCCCCAGUAAGCUUAGCACCCCGACUGGCGACGUCUUCGAGCUGGAUCCCGUUCGGAUGUGUGUGUCCAGUCGCUCCCACGCUUUUGCUACGGUGACCUUCACUCCGCAGGCGAUGCAGAACUACCAGUGCACUUUUGAGGCUUCCCUUGAUGUCCCAGCAAGCUCUGCAGUGUUUAAGCCACAAAGUCUGACGUUCACCAUCAGCGGCGAUGGGAAUCUGCCACGGGUGAACAUCCUGCGCCCAGUCCUUCACAACAAGCAGGGGAACCCUCUGCUGCUCUUUAAGAAGCUGCUGCUGGGUGAUUCGGAGAAACUCCCCCUGAUCCUCCAGAACAGUGGCAUCAUCCCCGUGCAGGUGCUGAUAGAUCUGUUGGAUGAAGAGGGCGUUUUCUCCCUGAAAGCCAGGCCCACCACGCACUGCAUCUACCAGGCUUCAGACACAAAGGACUGCAACGCAGACUCUGCUGGAGAAGGGAGGAAGCCUCACACAGCUUCCCUGCUGCUGCAUAACGAGGAGUCUGCAGAGUUUGAUGUGCUUUUCACACCCAACCUGACCCAGCGUGUGGAAGGGAGGAUCCGCCUGUCCAUAGUGGACAACCCUUAUGAGGAGACCAACAUUCAGCUGGUGGGUGAAGGCUACCAGGAUGACUUCACGCUCGAUAACAUCCAUGGGCUAGUGGCAGAUAGCAAUGAGGAGGACACAGAAAGCAAUCUGGAGGAAGACCUAAUUGAGGCUGCCAGAGCGGAUCACAUCCAGUUUGGGGGCUGUCACGUUGGGGCGCCCUACCAGGUGACCUUCACGAUCACCAACCACAGCACCGUGGAGGCGAUGCGGUUCGAGUGGCUGGCAAGCAGCCCAUUCCACUUCUCCCCUCAGGUGGGACACCUCCAUGCUGGCUGUGCCAAGGACAUCACCGUGACCUUGAAAUCAGACGUUGCAGUCACCUUCCAAAAGCUGCCUGUGAAGUGUAAGGUGGCUAGGAUCGCCUUCCAGCUGCCAGCAGAGCAGGUUCCUGACUGGGAUGACCGCCUGCACACUGUCAAGUGGGUGGAUGCCACGAGGGGCACCAUGCGGCCUGUCAAGAAGAAGGUGAUUGAGACAGACCCAGAACCAGCACAUACUGUCCAGGAAGAAAGCGGCCGCGAGGUGGAACUUCACCUCAGCGCUGUCGUGGAUUACGCCGAGUUCAAGCUGGAUACAGACACGAUUCAGUUCAAGGACACCUUGCUCUUCCAGACAAGGACAUUCACCUUCCCACUGUUGAACACAGGGAAUGUGGCCCUGGAAUACGCCUGGAUGGCAGACGUGGAGGAUAAAAGAGCAGCCAGCUCUACUGGGGAACUGUUCCUCACCAGUCCUGAAAAUUUGUGUCCCCCAGACACACCCCAGUUCUCCUUGGUGUCUGUCCUCACUUUUCCACCUAUCCCGAAGACUUUCUGGGAUUUAGAAAGCAGAGACCUCCGCUCGUCCGUGUCUGGGGUGUGUGUGAAGCUCCAGACCAGCCGUUGUUCCAGCCAGCCCAGCUGCGCUCCGCAGCGACUCUCCUCCUCUCCCUGCUCCUCCCUGAGCACCGUGGACACCAGGCCGCAGUUCGCCGUAGAGCCCUGCAGCGGCACCAUCCCUGCCGGUCAGGAGCAGCUCUUCCAGAUGAAAUUCUCUCCGGUGGACGUGGGGGAGUUUGAGAGCUGCAUGCUCUGCAGCAUUCCUAAUCUGAAGCCAAACCAGAAGGGCCCAGAAGUGGUGGUGAGGGGGAGAAGCCUGCUGCCACAUUGCCACUUCGAACUGGAAGACUCUGACUACAUCACUGCAAACAGACGCAACCCAGACUUGCGGGGACCGAAGGGGACAAUGUUAGAUCCCAAAACAAGAGUGAUUGAGUUUUCAGCAGUUGGAGUGUGUAGCAGGAACAGCAGGGCCUUCAUGCUUAUGAACCCAACCAGCUCCACAUAUUCCUUCCAGUGGACUUGCCAAGACCCUGAAGCACCAAAAGAGCAGCCAGCUUUCUCCUGCCUCACAGAGAGAGGUCAGAUCCUGCCAGAGAAGAAAGCAGAGAUCAAGUUUGAAUUCAUCCCUCAGCACCUGGGCAUCACAGAAUCAUUCUGGCUCUUUACAAUCCCCGAGCAGAGCGUUUCGAUCCCGUUCCUGCUGGUGGGCCAUGCCACUGACCCACUCGUGUCUCUGGACAGGUCCCACCUGAACUUCCACUCGCUGUUAGUCGGGCACGAGAUGUACCAGACGAUCCACAUGAUCAACAGCGAGAAGGAGGCCUUCAGCUUCGCAUUCAGAGAAAGCUCCUUCUUCCCCGAGGCCUGCAACGCCUGCUUGGCCGUGGAGCCCCGGGAAGGCUCCGUGGCAGCCCUUUCCAGGUGUCCCAUCACCAUCUCCUUCCUACCAUUCCUGGAAGGAGAGGUGGCCUUCAGCCUCAUAUGUGAUGUCAAGAGGAAGCCCCAGCCCCUCUCCUUGAACAUCAAGGCCACCGCCUAUAGCAUGAACAUGUGUGUGAGGUUUGAGGACAGAGAGGGCUGUGUCGCUGAGCUCAGUGCCCAGGAGAUCAACAUCAUUAACUUCAGGAAGGUGGAGCUCAAUGAAAACAUUCAAAACAUCUUCACCAUCAGCAAUACCGGGAAGCUGAGCUUCACCUUCUCCUGGGAAUUCUGUGGCCCCCCAGCACAGAAGCAGUUCCUAAGCAUUACCCCUCAGACGGGCACUGUGGAGGCCGAGGGGAAAGCAGAGGCUCUGCUGACGUUCCACCCGCGGAAGAUGUGCGCCGUGAAGAACGUGGCGCUGACGCUGCAGGUGAGGGACCAGCGCUUCGGACUGUGCCCUUUCCUUCCCCCUCUCCAGCUGGGCAGCAGGAGGUUGCAGAAAGACAGGAGCUGUCUCAAUUUUGGGACCUGCUUUGUCUACCAGGCCGGGAUGCCACCAGCCCAGCGGAACCUCGUCAUCACUAACAAGGCCGACACGGAUGUCAGCUUGAGCUGCCUGUUCAGCAGCACGGCGCACCUGGAGGUGGAGUGCCCAGGCUACAUGCUGGCCCCGGGAGGGACCGUGGAGGUGCCCAUCACUUUCUACCCCAGAGAGGCUGUGUCCUACCAUGAGCUUGUCCCUUUCGAAAUCAAUGGCCUUUCCCAACAGACUGUUGAAGUCCGAGGAAGGGGCACAGAAAUGAAGGUUGAUGUUGUGGAGCCACAAAGAAAGGUGGUGAAGUUGGGAGCCCUCUCCAUUGGACAGACAGUGAGGAAGGCUGUCACCAUAGCAAACAACAGUGGUGCCCCUCUCGCUUUCAAGCUCAGUUUCAUAUACACUGCGCCGGAGCUGCAGGAGCCUGGGGUUCUUUGCUUGAACCCCACCACUGAAAUAAGCCUGAAGCCCAAAGGAGAUACCUGUAAAGUGGAGGUGAUCUUCUCCCCGAAAUGCCGCGUCCUGCCGUUCAGUGAAGAGGUGGUGCUGGAGUGCUACGGCCUGGUGCGCUCCCUCUUCCUGGUGCAGGGCUCCUGCCAGGGCAUCGACGUGAACCUGGACCGCGAAUACGUCAACUUUGGAGCGGUGCUGCAGCACAGCCGCACUUGCCAGCGCAUCCUCAUGCAGAACACAGGCGACAUAGGAGUCAGGUUUAAGUGGGACACCAAGAGCUUUAAGCCGUAUUUCUCCAUCAGCCCCGCGAAGGGUUACAUCUCCCCAGGGAUGGAUAUCCCUUUCCUUGUGACCUUCCACCCCUCCAAGCCAGGCCAGGCUAUCCAGUACGAUGGGCUGAAGUGCAUGAUCCAGGGCAGUGAGCCGCUCCGGCUUACACUUUCGGGAUGCUGCGUGGAGGUCUCGGCCCCCAAAGAGACACUGAAUUUCACAUGUGACGUGCGCGAGAAGCAGAGCCAGACCAUCCUCCUGUCCAACCCGAGCAACGAGGCCUGGACCAUGCAUCCCGUCAUCGAAGGGCAACACUGGGAAGGGCCUGAGCUUUUCCAUCUAGAUGCCAGUCAACAAAACAAGCCCUACGAAAUCACUUACAAACCCCUCACCAUGACCUCCGAGAACAAGAAACAUCAGGGCUCCAUCUUCUUCCCGUUACCAGACGGGACAGGCUUGCAGUACCUCCUGCAGGGCACUGCUGAGGCACCAAAGUGUUCGGGCUCUAUUUUCCGGGAGGUACCAUGCAGGACUUCCUACACGGAGCUCAUCCCUGUCUGCAACUGGCUGAACAGACCACAAAGGUUCCUCGUGGUCGUGGACAUACUCAAGCCAGAAAAGCUGGAGAGCAGCUCUGUGCUGCAGGGGCUGGAGUACAUUGAUGUGCCUGGCUCCAGCCAGAAGGACUACAAGCUCACGUUCCUCUCGUACAAGGAAGGGCUCUUCAACACCAUGGUGACCUUCCUCAACGAGGUGACCGAGGAAUACUUGUUCUACUUGGUCACUUUCAAGGCUACGGCUUCAGGCCCCAUCAGCACUAUCGAACUGGUCGCCCCUAUUCGGGAGAGCGUGUCCUCGUCCAUCAGCGUGGGCAACCCUCUGUCCGUACCGGUGACAUUUACCAUGGAUUGCAAAGUGCCCGACAUCAGCAUGCCUGCGAAGGUCACUGUCUCUGCUUUGUCAGAGACGAGUCUUGUCUUUGAGUACCAGCCCUUGAAAGUUGGGGAGAGCACUGGGCACCUGGUGCUCCAGAGCAGCGACUUGGGCUCUUUCUACUAUGAUCUGAACCUGAAAGCCACCGCCAGCAGGCCCGAGAAGCCACUCUACUUCUGCACCGCGCUGGGCUCUAACCAGACCAUGACUGCCAAGUUCAUCAACUACAUCCGGCAGAAAACAGACUAUGUCCUUCAGAUCGACUGCGCGGAUUUCCAAGCAGAGAAGGCCCUCAGCGUGGCCCCGGCCAGCGUGGGGGGCUCGGAGGUGAGCGUGGAGGUGACCCACGAGCCGAGCCAGCUGGGCGAGACGCGGGCGAUGCUGCUGGUCUCCUCGCCGCUUGGUGGGGACUACACCGAUGAGGGCGGCGCAUAA